GUUAUUAAAAAAAAAAAACUAGAUGGCUUGCGUCCUUUUUCGCGUCUGCAGUUUCUGAAUUUAAUAUUGUAGUUUAUGGUUCCAAUUCUGAUUAUUGUUUAACAUUAAGUGAAUAUUUAAGCCGUUCAGCAUGCAUUACUGUUUGGCGGACAUUGCCAUCCUCCGGAGUGUUGUGGCCUCAGUGGAGGGAACCGGCGGAGCAACCUUCAAAUAUCAAGGCCAAAACUACUUCCAGCUUGACGAAAGCCUGAACGUGAAAACUUUCCUCAAAGAUGUGAGUCGUAUCCCAGAGUAUGAACUCCACCAACGAACGGAAGCUUCGGACAGUGAAACGGUUUAUCUGAGUUUGUUCCUCCGGCGCUUAAGGCAAGAAGAAUGGAACGACUUUGGAUGCCUUGAGCAGCGCAAAAGAAUGGUGAGAGAGUUUUUCGAGGAGCUGGAACGACAUGAUUUUGUGGGAUUGGAGGAAUUGCAACUGCGGGAAGAAUCGUCCAACGAGGAGGGAUCGGUUUUGAGCGUUGGCCAGUUCUACGACCGCUUAAGGGAAAGCCAUCUUGGUGACGUUUUGGACGGUUCGAUUCCGGAGGAUGUGAGUCACGGCUGUUUGAGGCCAACGUUGAGACCAUACCAGACGCAGGCCAUCCGAUGGAUGUUGGACAGGGAAACGGUCCGGAAGACUUUACCCGCGCAGUAUUUGAAGCUGAAGUGCAGCAACGUUGAGGAUGUGGAUUUCUUCAUGUAUUUGGAUAGUGGCGAAGUGGUGGACGAGAUGCCGCGCGAAAUUCCGAUACCUCCGGGAGGGAUCUUGGCCGAUGAGAUGGGAAUGGGCAAGACCGUUGAGAUAUUGGGGCUGAUGCUGUAUAAUCGGAAAAAGAAGCGCAAGUUGUUGGAGUUGGAAGAAUCAGAAGGAAACUUCUUUGAUGAAGAAAUACACAAAAAAGAAAUCAGGUGUAUCUGCGUAAGAGAUUCAAAGAAGAACCUCAUAACUUGUAGGAAAUGCGGCUUGAGACAACACAAAAAAUGUGUACUGAAGCACAGCGAACAGGAACCGGAACGGUACAUUUGUCCGGAAUGUUGGAGAUCGGAGCCGUUGGUUGAAGCCGGAACGACGAUCAUUGUUUCACCGGUGUCCAUCAAAAUGCAGUGGGCCUCGGAAAUAACCAAGCACAUCAACGACCCCUCGUUCAAAGUUUUCAUCUACGAAGGCGUUUCCACGAGUGGAUGGAUCAGCCCAACUGAUCUGGCCAAGUACGACGUGGUCCUCACGGAUUACAACGUGUUGAAAAUGGAGAUUCAUUUCGUCGCUGAAAACGAGCGAACCUCUCGCCAUGUGAAACGUUUCCUUAGACCGGUUUCUCCGUUGCCGUUGAUUCGAUGGUGGCGCGUUUGUCUGGAUGAGGCCCAAAUGGUGGAAGGUGUCCACAAUCAGACGACCAAAAUGGUCAAAACGCUUCCGGCUGUCCACCGCUGGACGGUUACCGGCACCCCGAUCGAGAAAAGCAUGGACAAUUUGUACGGGUUGGUUCACUUCCUGGAUUACGCGCCGUACAACGAUUACCGGAUUUGGUUGAAGCUAAGUCGGAUGUUUUACCAGGGCAAUCCACGUCCUCUGCUGCACGUCAUGUCGCGCAUUAUGUGGCGCACGUGCAAGGUCGCAGUUCUGGAUCAGCUCGGCAUUCCACCGCAGACGGAAGUGAUCCACUAUAUCACGAUGUCGGAUUUGCAGAACUUUUUCUACCGGAUGGAACACGCCAAGUGUGCCACGGCUUUCCGUGAGAAGGCCAAUAAACUAGCAAGGGAGGAUACGAGUAUGGCUCGUAUGAACAUUCAAACGCUAAAUUUGCUAAUGGAACCGAUGCGCAAACUUCGUCAGGAUUGCAGUAUUCCGUCCGUUUUGCACCGUUCGGAUCAGCUGACGACGAAGAAGAUGCUCACGCCGACCGAACUCCACGAACACCUGGUCACCAGCAAUGAGAUGGAUUGCAAAUCGCAACUUCGUUCCGUCGUGUCCAGCAUAAACGGAAUGGCCGCCAUCCACGUGAUCCGCAAGGAGUACGAUCAGGCCAUCAAAAUGUACAAAUCGGCACUUCGGUGGGCUGAGGACUACCAGGGGACGAUCAGCGUCGAUUCUCUGCUUCAGAUCCAUGCGCUGCAUAACAUUCUAGAGGUCAUGCGGAUGCAAGAGCAAGACGGAGGACAGAUAUUUUUGGAAGAAGUCAAAGACUACGAAGAACGAUGUGCUAAGCUGGAGUGGAAGUACAUCGAAACGUACUCGAAUAUCGUCAAAGGCGUGGAGCUGGAACUUAAGCCAACUACGGAGAAAAUCCGAGAGGUGACCAGCAAUCUGAGUGGGAAAAUUGAUGGUCGCUGGUGGAGAAGCGUGCUUUAUCGAGUGGAUAGAGAUGCCGUUAAGGCCGCGAAUUUGCUUCUUAAAUUGAACGUCGAAAUCCGCAAUCAUGACGUCACGGCAAGACAGAUCGAUACUGUGCGAGGCUUGGACUAUACUCUAACGGUGUGGCUGGACAAAUUGGCCCAGAAUCGAGCGCAACUGCAAAAAGCCUUCAAAUCCAUUGACUACUUUGUAACGAAUCUCAAGCCAAAGCACUUGUGGCCUGCCGACGUUAAGGAUCCCAUUGAAAAGCUGGUGCAAACUGCGUUCUUGUGCCAUCUGGAUCCGGAACUGCCGGAUUUGCCCGUCCAGGAGCGGAUGAAGCGACCGACUUGUGUGCUGUGCAACGUGAAAUCGGACCUAACGCAGUACGAGUGCGUAAUUUUCCAGAUGGAGCUUGUUGAAGAUGGACCGGCUACGAAAACGAAAGGUUCCUGGCAAAUGACGGUCCAGGAACUGCUUCUCCGACAGAUUCAUGCAUUCUCCAAAAGAGACAGUUUGGAUCCUGAAAUCCUCGAGGAAGGUGACCUCUAUCUUGCUUAUGUGGAUGCCCUGAAAGCCGAGUUCAAACAGUAUUCCAAGUAUUGGGUCGAGAUCAACUACACAGCCGCAGCCUAUGAUGAGCUGAACAUGUGUCGAUCUAGAAUGCAGGUGGUGACCGUUGAGGAGCUGGAGGAAAGUAACACUCGCAAAACCAUCCAACAGAUACUGGACUGCGAGGUGGACGAAACUCUGGAAGAUUUUAAGGCACAGAAAAUGAACUCGGAGCGGGAAUUCGUUCGUCUGAAAGGAACGCUCAAGUACCUUCAACAUCUGGGCAGCGCGAAGGAGAUCGACGUGUGUCCAAUUUGCCAGUACACUCCGAAGGAUAAGUACGCGGUGCUGCAGUGUGGCCACCACUUCUGUGUGGCGUGUGCGCCGGAAAUUCUGCGGAUCGCCCGGAAUCAUGGAAAUAUCAUAGCAUGCGUCGUUUGUCGUCAUCGGCAGCGAGUACCGGACAUCUACUACGUAACCUGCUCACAGCAGGAUUGCUCCGAGGAGGCAAUCACAGUGCGGGGCAACUUCUCCAGCAAAAUCGUCAAAAUCGUGGAAACCAUUCUUCAACUGAAGCACCAAGAACCCCAGGUAAAAAUCAUAAUUUUCUCCCACUGGGAUCCGAUUCUGACGAUGUUGGCGCGAGCACUGGACCAAAACGACAUCACUUACCGUGCAAAAACCUCCAAGUUCUACAAAGGCGUUGAAGAGUUCAAAGACUAUAGCAAAGAAAUAACCUGCAUGCUGCUUCCCCUCAAGUACGGUUCCAAAGGGCUCAAUCUGACGGAAGCGACGCACGUCUUUCUGGUGGAACCAAUUCUCAACCCCGGAGAGGAACUGCAGGCCGUUGGUCGCGUGCACCGAAUUGGCCAAACCAAGCCAACCUUCGUGCAUAGAUUUAUCGUACAGCAAACCAUCGAGGAAACCAUCCAUCGAACCAUCCAGAACGACCAGAGCGGACUCUGGAGCUCGAAGCAGGUCACCGUUCGGCAUUUGGAGCAGCUUUUCCAGCUGGAAGACGACGAAAUCGUUCUCUAUUAGAAUGCGUCAAAUUCGUUUUAUUCAUUCCGAUCAAAUACAAAAAAAGCUUCAUUGUUAGUUCAAA
Aedes aegypti (yellow fever mosquito) is the source of this 4028-nucleotide messenger RNA. Its product is annotated as E3 ubiquitin-protein ligase SHPRH. The record is from RefSeq and is a predicted model, not a curated record. Bases 131 to 3964 code for a protein of 1277 amino acids. Gene Ontology annotation, molecular function: ATP binding; ubiquitin protein ligase activity; metal ion binding. NCBI's taxonomy places the organism in Eukaryota, Metazoa, Arthropoda, Insecta, Diptera, Culicidae. Gene Ontology annotation, biological process: protein polyubiquitination; DNA damage response. The transcript is spliced from 4 exons. Gene Ontology annotation, cellular component: nucleus.